AUGGAAGUUCCCGUUCUUGACGAUACCAUGGAGAUGGCGUCCCCUUACCAGGGACACGCCGAUGAUUUUGAUAUCGACCUGGAUGUCAUGGAAGAUCAGGUCUCAAACGCCGACAAGGAUAUGAUGGGUGACGACGACUACCUACAAAAUACCCAUGAAACGGAAUACGAUGCGGAUAUGAUCGAUGAUGUUGCCGAGCCCACCAUGGUCGACGCGGACGACCACUACCCCGAAACGAGUAACAGCGUGGAGAUGCAGUACAGCGAGAAGAUAUACGAGGCAGAAAUGGCCGAAGACGACUACGAUGAGGACAUCGAUGCUCAUGUGUCCGAUUUUCAGGAAGAACCGAGCCACGACGUUCCAACUAUGCAUGUCAACGACCAGGAAGGACAGGAGGUACAACAGACACAGGAAGUGCAGGAAAUGCCAACUGUACAAGAAGAGCCGGAGCACGUGGAAGGAACAAAGUCAGCCACAGAUGAAAACAACAACGACACCCUGGAAACUCAGGUCGAAAACCCGGUCGAUGAUAAUGUUGCACCGGAUCACGAUCAACAGGACUCCCUUCAACCCCAGCAUGAGAACUACGGCGAAGAGAAUGUGGAACAGGAACGUGAAGCGGAUCAACCGGAGACGACUCUGAAUACAGAAAAGAGCCAGCAGGAUACUAACGAAACAGAACAAGUAGAACCCCAGGAAAUAGAUCCUGCAACGCGUGACGACGGCGACACUACUCCUAAACAGGCGCAAGGUGAAGAACGCGCCCAUGAAGAAACUCAGCCAUUUGUCGACGAACAGAUAGACGCCGAAGAGAAGGUCGAAAGCAAAGAAACGGCUGACAGCCUUGAAGAAGUCGGACAUGAUGCGCAUGAGCAUGCCUCUGCAUUGUAUCCCGUCAAAGUCUACUAUCAGGAUAACGAGAUCUCCUUGUUUCCUCCUCGUGAAGGUGACUCCUCGGAAACAUUCUUCCUUGAAGACGAGAAUCUUGCCUAUGAGCCUUUCGGGAAGCUUUUGGAAUCGUGCCGUGAAGUACUGCAUGAGCACAUUGCAGAUAGUGAAGUUUUGGUUAUGGACAUCGAGACACUCAAUCUCCAACUAACCGAGGAUUCCUCACACAUAUCUAAAGUGACUCUUUAUCAACUUGUUGACUUGUACUUGCGCUUGUGUCAUAACGACGGCGCGGAUGAGCCCGAGCCGCUCUACUUGACACUUAGCACUAAAUUGACCAUUGAUGCAGAGGUCUCUGAUCUUCUUGUAGCCGCGGAAGAAGGAAAGGGGCUGUCCGAGGUCCUUCCGUGGGAUGGGUACCAGGAAGCAGAAGAGUUCUCUCCAGAAAACUGGGAUGAGCAAGACCAGGAACAAGCCCAGGAAGAAUCGCUGCAGGAGACCGCGCUCCCCGAAAAUGAUCAUCAGCCUGAUACACAUGGCGUCCUCGACGAAAACUCCAGUGCUCCCGUCCCAGACGCACCGCAGGUCGAUACCGACGAGCAGAAAGAGGAGGGUGAAGCUGUUUCUGCUUCGGAUAACAAUGGCCUUGACACUGGCAUCGCGGACAACAAAGUGGAGCCAAAUGGCGCAGAGGAAAACGGUGAUCAAGAAGCUACUACUGGCGAGACCGAUCAUGUCGAACUUCGCGAUGACGGUUCCCUCGAUGAAGAGGCUUACGAUUCAGAGGAGCAGAAGACGGAAUCAACGGGCACUAUAGCUCCCCUGCUCGGAGUUGACUCGGUAAAUGAGCAGCAAUAUGCUGACCAGUCUACUAAUAUCGCACGUGAUGACCAGACGGCUCGUGAUACACAAUUUGACCAUGAUGGACGUGAAGGUGACGACAGCCGUGAAGACCAUCCCAAGGAUGAAAUCGACCAGGAGCCCGCUCAAAGUGUUGCUUCUGAUGAAGCUAGACACGAUGCCAUUAAUGAUGCCAAUGGCGAUGAUGACGAGGCCGCGGAACCAGGUGUAGAAGAGUACCACGAUGAUCUGCCGGAAGAAAACCAAGAGUCUCUACAUUCCGAAGACGAAAUAGUUGCCGUUACUACAAUUGACCCCGGGAACGACACCGAAGCCACACUCCAGGGUGAUGAUGGUGGCCUGAUAGAUCGUGCGGAGUCCAGCUUGGAGACUAUUACCUCGGAACAGUCCGAAGGCCAAACCCAACCAUCGGCAGGUGCUUCCAAUGGGCUUGGUGCCGCAGAAGAGCCAUCCAAAAGCCCCGUCAAAGAAUCUGCUUCGGAUGAAGGUAUUGAAAACACCGGUCCAUCGGAAGAGAUUCAGGAAGGGCCGGAGCAGGUUCCAUCCAUAGACCCUGCCAAAGACGAACCGCUCGAAUUGACCUUCGGCGACGACGAUGACGAUGAAUACCUGGACCUGGGUCUUGCGGAUGAGUUCAACUUCGCCGAUGAGGAACCCGCACCGGACUCGAUAGGGCUGGCUUCUACCAAGCGUCAACGUGAACCAGAAGAUGAGAUUGAGCUCGCCGAAAGUCCGACGCCGGACGCCAAACGGUCGCGGUCCUCAUAA
Messenger RNA from Aspergillus melleus, 2517 nucleotides. RefSeq lists its product as uncharacterized. Lineage: Eukaryota; Fungi; Ascomycota; Eurotiomycetes; Eurotiales; Aspergillaceae. The transcript has 2 exons. The record is from RefSeq and is a predicted model, not a curated record. Bases 1 to 2517 code for a protein of 838 amino acids.